Messenger RNA from Cariama cristata (Red-legged seriema), 2590 nucleotides. Its product is annotated as KIAA1210 ortholog. The transcript has 9 exons. NCBI's taxonomy places the organism in Eukaryota, Metazoa, Chordata, Aves, Cariamiformes, Cariamidae. The annotation marks the transcript as partial. The record is from RefSeq and is a predicted model, not a curated record.
GCCCAAAGGAAGCAUGGGAAACAAAGCCUUGUCCCAUGACAGUGUCUUCAUUUUUGAGUCUACACCAGGAAAUGUGGCAGGUGACACGUCAUCUCAGGAAAACAUACCUGGGAGAGUGAAAACUUUACAGCUUCAGUUGCAGCAGAACAUCAGACUUGGAUCAACUCCUCUUGUUAUAACUGGAAAGAAACUGGAAGAUGCAGGUGCUGUUUCUGAAGACGAUGGUUUACCUAGAAGCCCUCCUGAAAUUUCAACCCUUCAUGAAGUUCUGACAGAUUCACCAAGCAAGUCCUCCAACCCUGUUCAACGUCAUAGCUCUUUGAGUUUAGGUGGGACAGACAGUGAAGAUGAACAGAUACCUUCUGGAUCUUCCUCCAGGCCCAUCAGUCCUUCAUCCUCUGCCACUCUGGGGACCUCCGGCUUACAAGGCAGCAACAUCCUUCCUGUUGACUUCACCAUCCCUGCCAGUCCCUUGGGCUGCCUGGACACCUCAGCAGCCAGGCACAGGAUUGCCAUAAAUCCCCGGAAACAGAAAGGCUUUACCAGCAAGAAUCAGCAAAUGCCCCAGGAAAGACUGAAGGAUGUUGAGAAAGAAUGUGGCCCUGCAUGGUUAUCAGCCCAGGUGGGAUAUUGUGCAAAGGGAGGCGGUUCUAAGGAGGCAUCAGGUAUAAAAUGUCCCACUGAUGCUGCCCUUGACUCUCGUGAUUCCACACAUGUGGCAGAAGACUCUUGUGCUUUGCUGCAAGAGGAUGCAUGCCUUCCAGACAUGGACCAUGACUGUAAAGCAGCUGCACCCAUUCUGAGAACUGAGCCUUCCCCAGUGAACCUGGAGGAACACCACAGUACAAAAGUGUUGUACUGUUCAGAUGAGUCUGCUGAUGAAUUGAAAUUACAUCAGCAAAAUACCAAUACUGAAGUAUCUGCACUUCCAAAACUGCAACAAGUUGAAGGAGAAGCUGUUGGGUUUCCAGACAUGCUAGCAGUGGACUUGUUUAGCAAUAGUGUGGAAACAGAGGGCAUAGAUACACUGGCAGAUGUUGCACAAAAGUCCUCAGUAAAUUCUGUGGACCCAAACAUCAAAGACCAGGAAAAGGGGGAUCUACUGUUUAUUGGUAAAGUAGAAGCCUGCUUGGGUACUACUGAGAAUUGUUCCAACCAUGCUGUCUCAGAUACUGUACCAAGCACUUCACAGGUUCCAGUAGCCGAUUCAGAAUCUUCUUCUGACAUCAAGACAGUGGCUGUUUUGAAGCCUGAAAACAGCUCAGUAAUAAGAAAUGACAAAGAAAGUUGUGAAGUAGUGGAAUUUCAGUCAUCUAAAGGCAAUGCAGAAAAAAAAGUAGACACUGCUGCAACUGGCUCAGAAGCAGGUUGCAUGCUACCUCCCAGUGAAUUGGAAGUUUGUUUUAAAGCAGAAACUGUUUCUGUUUCGAAGGGUAACCAAGGCAGUCAACGGGCCAACACAUCAUACAUUUCUGAAAAACUUUCCAUUGGAUGUCUUGCCUCUUCAAGUUUGGCUGGCUUGAAGAGUAAUAUCUCUUAUGAUGAUGACAAUAAGGAGCACCAGAUAAGCAGUACAGCGUCUCACAGAAAAACAGUGGAAGACAGUCGAACUUCAGAUGAAAAUGUAAAAAGUCCACUGAAGACUGCUUCUGCUAAACCAGUCAGAUUUACCAUUGCACCAGCGUGGCAAAGAUCUCUCUCAGGGGGUUCAAAUUCAAAGGAAGAUUCCUAUACCAGAAGUUCCCCAACAUCUCCUAUAAGACCAGAGUUGUUUGAAGGAAUGACAAAAGAACAUAUGCGUUCUGAUGCAGUCAUCCAGGAAUCAGCAAAAACCAACUCAGAUAGAUUUGAUCGAGAUUGUAAGGACAGUGAUUUGCAUUUGAAUUCUUCUAUGGAGUGGGCUGACCAUGAAGCACAAAAUGUUGAAAACCCGUUUGGGGUCAGACUAAGGAGAACAUCUUCUUUACUAAAAUACCAGAAUGAAAGCCGUGCUGAGUCUCCAAAGCUGAUCCCCUCAGCUGUUCCCACUGCUGCUUCUGCUUCAGUCAAGGAGGAUCAGAAAUUGGUGGGCACUGGGAAGCCACCUCCAGGUCUUCCUGUCAGCACAAAAUCAUUUGUUAAAAAACCAGAUCUCCUAGAAGACAAAAAUCCUCCCAAGACAAGAUCAGAGGAGGUGGCAAAGAAGCAAAACUCUGAACCAGCUUGGGUCUCCAUGGCAAAACUAAAACAAAAGGGUUUUCAGGACCACCUUCUUGCCAAAGAACAUGAAGCUGAAGACAAAGCUUUGACCAAGGUCAAUCAAGAGGAGGUAGAGUACCAACAAGGGAUCUGUGCUAGUGAGAAAGUACUGAAGAAGAAUAUGCCUUCCAGCUUGAGCUCUCAGGACAAGAAAACGCAAAUGAAGAGCAGUGUGUCUGCUGCAGCAGGUAAAGUUGGACCUAUUGCGCAGGAAGCAUCUGUGAUUCCUUCUGUUGAAAAGGAAGCAAGACACUCCUCUAACCUGCCAAUGACAAGUGCUGAACCACCGUGGCUAUCCCUGGCCAAGAAGAAAGCAAAAGCAUGGAGUGAAAUGCCUCAGAUUGUACAAUAG